AUGCAGUAUUCCGGUGGAAAAUGUAGGCUGCCCCCGAUACCUGCUGCUACAAGCCACCAAGCGUCUGGGGAGGAGCAGCAGCAGUGGCGGGAGCGGCUCCGGAUGGAACUCGAUAUCUUCGCCGGCCGUCUGUACGCCGGCUUCGACGAAUGUACCGCUCUCAGGAGAUAUAUGGAGAGCCCGGACGGCGCCGCCUUGUCCGUGAAUCCCGCAGGCUUCCUCUUCGAGUGGCUGGCGCUACGCCGCAAAGGGCAAAACAUCACCCACACCCCCAUGGGGUACGUGUGCCAGGGGUGGCCUCUACGCAAAGAUCACCACCUAUUUGCUGUGCAGGAGGGGGAGGGCCUCCAUCUUCCAGGUAGCCUUGACCCGCUCAUCGAGUCUGCUAGGGUCGGAGGUGUCUCGGACUCGGAUGCGGACGACGGGAGCUCUGACGAAGAAUAAACGACUGAUUUAAGACGUUGAGCUAAUAGGCGGGAUUCAAGGUGGACUUCAAAGGGCGUGGUCUCGUCAUCCAUGG
Molecule: messenger RNA, 520 nt
Organism: Lasiosphaeria miniovina
Lineage: Eukaryota; Fungi; Ascomycota; Sordariomycetes; Sordariales; Lasiosphaeriaceae
Exons: 2
Coding region: 1-444 (147 amino acids)
Source: RefSeq, a predicted model, not a curated record